CAUGGCUACAACAGGAGACAAGAUUUUAGAUGCUGCUUUGUCAAAGAUUGGAGAGAAGAGUCUAUUCACACGGGAGCUGGAGAAUGCUCUGGAGGAUAAAUCUGUGGACUUUGUGGUGCAUUCUCUCAAGGACCUGCCUACCAAUCUUCCAAAAAAUCUAGUGGUUGGAUGUGUAUACAAGAGAGACAAUCCCUAUGAUGCUGUAGUGAUGCACCCAAAACACAAAGGGAAGACUCUUAAGGACCUACCAGAUGGAAGUGUUAUUGGAACCAGCUCCCUAAGGAGGCAGUCGCAGAUCUCUAGAAAAUUCCCGACGUUUAAGUUUGAGAACAUU
This is a messenger RNA of Mizuhopecten yessoensis (Yesso scallop), 334 nucleotides long. RefSeq names its product porphobilinogen deaminase-like. NCBI's taxonomy places the organism in Eukaryota, Metazoa, Mollusca, Bivalvia, Pectinida, Pectinidae. The record is from RefSeq and is a predicted model, not a curated record. Gene Ontology annotation, molecular function: hydroxymethylbilane synthase activity. Gene Ontology annotation, cellular component: cytoplasm. The transcript is spliced from 4 exons. The annotation marks the transcript as partial. Gene Ontology annotation, biological process: heme biosynthetic process.